AUGCAAGGCAGCAUUCCCAGAUUCAAAAAUUUGUUCCAAUAUAUCUCUGGGUCGUACAAAAUCAAUUGUACAAUGUCCAAUGUAAUAGGACUUUAUUCCCAUGAAGAACUAACAAAUGUUUUGAAGAAUACACUUUUCAAUGUUAUUAUUGACGAGAGCACUGAUGUUGGCUGUGUGAAAACUAUGUGUAUUUGUGUUAAAUAUGUUGACAGUUCAUCCGAUCACUUUGAAACAAAAUUUUUUAAGCUCGUUCAGUUGUUUGAGGAUGUGAAAAGUGUAGACAAAGGAGCCACUGGUCAAAAAUUAUUCGAUGAUAAAAGCUUUCACAGAUUCAAAAAUUCCAUUGGAUAA
Messenger RNA from Macrosiphum euphorbiae (potato aphid), 351 nucleotides. NCBI's taxonomy places the organism in Eukaryota, Metazoa, Arthropoda, Insecta, Hemiptera, Aphididae. The record is from the annotation of a GenBank genome assembly.